UAUGUGGCAGCGCUGGAUCAAACUGACACCGAAGUUGGAAAAUGUAAGAGUGCCACGUUGUUAUUUCCCCAACUACACUACCGGCAGCUACAAUUCACUUCAGCUGCAUGUGUUCGUGGACGCCAGUGAGCUGGCCUACUGUGCUGCGGCCUAUUUUAGAAUCGUUGACGGAGAUACUCCCCGCUGCGCUCUGGUGGCAGCUAAGGCCAAAGUUACACCUUUAAGACCACAAUCCAUACCUCGAAACGAGCUGGGCGCUGCAGUGAUUGGUUCUCGGUUGCUGAAGUCUGUAGAAGAAAGUCACUCACUGCAAAUUACCGAAAAGUUCCUGUGGACCGAUUCUUCGACUGUUAUGGCCUGGCUCCGUGCGGAUCCACGAAAAUAUCGCCAAUUUGUCGGUUUUAGAAUAGCAGAAAUUUUGACGAAUACUUCGGUGGAAGACUGGCAGUGGGUUCCUUCCCGUGACAACAUAGCCGACCAAGGAACCAAAUGGGGUAAUGGUCCCAACUUCGAUCCAGAUGGUUUGUGGUACAAAGGACCCGAAUUCUUGUACCGACCAACAGAAGAAUGGCCGAAACAAAAACCCUGCUUGGAGUCACCCAAAGACGAAUUACGGUCGGUAAACGUUCAUCGUCAGUCUGACGAUGAUUUUGUAGUCAACAUGGAAAGUUUCUCGCGGUGGGAUGGGCUACUCAACCGAGUUGCUUAUAUGUAUCAUUUCGUGCACCGCUUCAAGCGCUUCAAACGGGAACCGGUGGAAUCUAGUGAAUCCUGUGGUGAUCUGAAUCGUGAUGAUUAUGUGUCGGCGGAAGCAGCCAUUUGGCGGGCUGUGCAGCGACAGGUGUUUGCGGAAGAAAUUCAAGCGCUUAGAAGCAGUUCUGAGCUUUCAUCGAAGCAGUGGAAGCGUAUCGGCAAGGGAAGUGUCCUAGCGAAGCUAUCACCGGUGAUCGAUGAGUCCGGUGUUCUCCGGAUGGCGAGCAGAAUCGACCCUCAAGCGGCUUAUUAUUCGUUCGACUUUCGAAAUCCUGUGAUAAUACCAAGAGAUCAUCAUGUCACCACUCUUUUGAUCCUGCGAUUUCACCAAAAGUACGGCCAUGCCAAUACCGAGACUGUACUGAACGAGCUCAAGCAACGUUACUACAUCCCCCGGAUGAGAGCCAGUGUGAAGAAGGCGAUUAAAAGCUGCAUGUGGUGUCGUGUUUAUCUGGCUAGACCACAGGCUCCAAAAAUGGCCCCACUCCCCCAGCCCAGGGUUAAACCCUAUGUACGACCGUUCACCUUCACAGGGCUGGACUACUUCGGACCACUGCUGGUCAAACGAGGACGUAGCGACGAAAAAAGGUGGGUCGCGCUUUUCACCUGCCUCUCGGUGAGGGCGUUGCACCUAGAAGUGGUGCAUUCUUUAUCGGCAGAAUCCUGCAGGAUGGCAAUUCGGCGGUUUGUCGCUAAGCAUGGUCCUCCUCAAGAGAUAUUCAGCGACAAUGGGACGAACUUCCGCGGGGCAGCCCGAGAGUUGGAAGAAGAAACUAAUGCAAUCAAUAAGGAGUUAGCGAGCUACUUUACCAACAGCCAUACACAAUGGCACUUCAACCCCCCUUCUGCCCCCCAUAUGGGCGGGGUUUGGGAGAGGAAAGUCCGGUCCGUGAAGGAGGCGUUCAAGACUCUCUCGCACCAUCAAAGGCUAGACGAUGAAGGACUGCGAACAUUGCUCUCGGAAGCAGAAUUGAUAGUCAACUCCCAUCCGCUGACGUUCGUGCCGCUGGAGGAUCCCAACGAAGAAGUGCUGACUCCAAAUCAUUUCCUUUGGCUAAGUUCCGGCGAGGACAGCAAACCACCAAGGGUACCAAUCGACGAUGUUACACCUCUUCGACCAAACUGGAAGGUUAUUCAACACUUAACAAACCAGUUUUGGAAGCGCUGGGUGCAAGCUUACCUACCUACUAUAGCCUGCAGGACGAAAUGGUUCGCGGAAACGCGGCCGCUGAAGGUCGGCGAUCUAGUGGUCAUCGUAGACGAGUCCGUGCGCAACGGAUGGCUCCGAGGUAAGGUGGUGAGGACUUAUCCAGGACGAGACGGACAAGUUCACAAGGUCGACGUGGAGACUUGCGACGGAUCUACUCUUCAAAGACCAGCGGUAAAGGUUGCUCUGUUGGACGUGCAGGAGGAGAGUAAAGUCGAUUGACUACGACGUUACGGGUUGGGGUGUUAGUAGAACUGGCAACCUUGGUACGGGAUCGGACAAACGUCAACGCGUUGGCGCCGAAAAAGAAUUGUCAUUGUUAGAAAAUUGAUCGAAACUGCGACACGUUUUUUCUUGACCUGGCAGUUAGUUAGUUUGUAGUGAAUUGUUUUUAGCGAAAACAUAGGUGGAAGCUAUUUGGCCAGUUGCGCGUGAUUUUUGUGCUCGCGGUUUAGUGAGUCGGAAGAGGUUAGGUGAUAGAAAUUCCUUACUGCGCAAUUUGCCACUAAAAUAUUGUAUUUCCUUUGAUAGUUUGAGUGACCGUUCGGUUGUUCCGGUUAGGUGUACCGGGUUGAGCUCAAUUAGAGCGGUAGGAAAGAAAAAGCGUAAGUACGCAAGUGUACUUUUUAUUUACCCGAAGAUAAAUAUGAUUUUCGUCCAUUAGCUUCAAAUAGCCGGUGAUAUCCGACGGUUUAGGGUUGCCAGAGCUAGAGCUUAGGGUAAACGGCGAAACUUAUUUGUAAGUUAAUAAGAGAUUGUUUACAUUAUCAUCAUUUAAUAAUAAAUGUAUUUACAGUCGAGUUCGUUCGCAUACAACGUACUACGGAACAGUUUUUA
Uranotaenia lowii is the source of this 2797-nucleotide messenger RNA. RefSeq lists its product as uncharacterized. Lineage: Eukaryota; Metazoa; Arthropoda; Insecta; Diptera; Culicidae. The record is from RefSeq and is a predicted model, not a curated record. Bases 2 to 2182 code for a protein of 726 amino acids. The transcript is spliced from 2 exons. Gene Ontology annotation, molecular function: nucleic acid binding. Gene Ontology annotation, biological process: DNA integration.